AACAGUAAGUUUUUGAUUUGUUUUAUUAUAUGUUAAAGUUUUCAUGAAUUCGAAAACCAUGUAGCCAACUGCAGCCGCAUUUUAUCUACCUGAGCGAAAAAUGGUAGCAAAACUUUUAAGCUUUACUUUUGCUGUAAAGUAAGGCACUUUGCAAACAUUUAUUGGAGUAGUCGAUAUAUAUAAGUGACCUACAGAUUUGCCCAAUUCAGUGAUAAUCAGGAUUAAGUGGAAAUGUUUCUGUUACAUAUAGCAACCGUUUCUUUCAACGUUCUACUGCUGUGUGGUGACGGAUCAAAUGCAAGACCAACUUUCAGUGCCAGCAGUGAUCAAAUUUUGAACAACAGAAUGAAGAGGUCGGAGCAAUCGAGUGUUUUGUUACGACUUGACAGCAACAUGGUAUUGAAUGGGGAAAGUCAUUCACCUUUGGAAACACUUCGAAAGAAGAGAUCAGAAGAAGAUUAUCGUCCUCCCAUUUCUCCCACUGGUCUUGAUAGAAAGAAGAGAUCAGAAGAAGAAGAAGAAGUUUACAAACCUCCCACUGGUCUCGAUAGAAAAAAGAGAUCCGAAGAAGAAGAAGUUUACAAACCUCCCACUGGUCUUGAUAGAAAGAAGAGAUCCGAAGAAGAAGAAGUUUACAAACCUCCCACUGGUCUUAAUAGAAAAAAGAGAUCAGAAGAAGGAAGUUUACAAACCUCCCCUGGUCUUGAUAGAAAGAAGAGAUCAGAAGAAGAAGUUUACAAACGUCCCACUGGUCUUGAUAGAAAGAAGAGAUCAGAAGAAGAAGAAGUUUACAAACCUCCCACUGGUCUUGAUAGAAAGAAGAGAUCCGAAGAAGAAGAAGUUUACAAACCUCCCACUGGUCUUGAUAGAAAGAAGAGAUCAGAAGAAGAAGAAGUUUAUGAACCUGCCAUUGGUCUUGAUAGAAAGAAGAGAUCAGAAGAAGAAGUUUACAAACCUCCCCUGGUCUUGAUAGAAAGAAGAGAUCAGAAGAAGAAGUUUACAAACCUCCCACUGGUCUUGAUAGAAAGAAGAGAUCAGAAGAAGAAGAAGUUUACAAACCUCCCACUGGUCUUGAUAGAAAGAAGAGAUCAGAAGAAGAAGUUUACAAACCUCCCACUGGUCUUGAUAGAAAGAAGAGAUCAGAAGAAGAAGAAGUUUACAAACCUCCCCACUGGUCUUGAUAGAAAGAAGAGAUCAGAAGAAGAAGAAGUUUACAAACCUCCCCGUGGUCUUGAUAGAAAGAAGAGAUCAGAAGAAGAAGUUUACAAACCUCCAACUGGUCUUGAUAGAAAGAAGAGAUCAGAAGAAGAAAAAGUUUACAAACCGCCCCGUGGUCUUGAUAGAAAGAAGAGAUCAGAAGAAGAAGAAGUUUACAAACCUCCUCGUGGUCUUGAUAGAAAGAAGAGAUCAGAAGAAGAAGAAGUUUACAAACCUCCAACUGGUCUUGAUAGAAAGAAGAGAUCAGAAGAAAAAGCUUAUGGCCGUCCCCAAGGUCGCGAUAGAAAGAAGAGAUCAAAAGAAGAAGAAUCUUAUGCUCCUCCCACUGGAAUUUAUAGAGAGAAGAGAUCAGAAGAAGAAGGAGUCUACCCUCCCCCCGCUCCUUCUGGACUUAAUAGGAAAAGGAGAUCAGAAGAAGAAGAAAGACCUCGCUUGACUCCUUCAGGUACUGAAAGAAAAAGGAGAUCAGAAAAACAGUUUCAACAACUUCCUGCUAGACUUGAUAGAAAAAAGAGAUAUGACGAUGAACAAGAAGAAGAAGAUCACAGGCCUCCUACAAUAAGCCCUGAAAGGCAAAAAAGAUCAACAUUAGAAGAAAGGCCCAAUAGGUUUGGUCAAGGCCUUGGUAGGAAGAGAAGAUAA
Ciona intestinalis (vase tunicate) is the source of this 1860-nucleotide messenger RNA. NCBI's taxonomy places the organism in Eukaryota, Metazoa, Chordata, Ascidiacea, Phlebobranchia, Cionidae. The record is from RefSeq and is a predicted model, not a curated record.